CUCUAUGCUCCCCCGCGUCUGGUCUAUUUAUUGUCGCGGGGAAGCAGCGGCCGCCCUGUACCCGGAACAACAAAGCCCGAAAGACGGAGCCCGAGCCUUGGGGGCUCCUAGCAACCGGCCGGGGCGGGAGUUCCAUGGAGACUGGGGAGCGCGCUCGCCUCAUCAUCAUCCUUAUCCUCCAGCUUAUCCUUCGCGUCCGCCGCAACCGGCAGCAGCGCUGCCGCCGCGUCCUCUGCCGCCGCCCGCUCUUCCCACGAGGUAGCUGAAACUGCUGCUCUGCUCUGAUAAUCCAAGUGGCUCAGGGAUGACUGCAAAUGAUUGCAAGAUUAUUUGUUUAUGAUAAGGUUGACACCAAAUACUGAGGCUGCCUAAUCAGGGAAUAACCUGGAUGUGAUCUUCGUGGUGGGAAGCCAAGUUUUUAAACUACCCCAAUGGAUGCAGACAGUGAUGUUGCAUUGGACAUUCUAAUUACAAAUGUAGUCUGUGUUUUUAGAACAAGAUGCCAUUUGAACUUAAGGAAGAUUGCUUUAGAGGGAGCAAACGUAAUUUAUAAGCGUGAUGUUGGAAAAGUAUUAAUGAAGCUUAGAAAGCCUAGAAUUACAGCUACAAUUUGGUCCUCAGGAAAAAUUAUUUGCACUGGAGCAACAAGUGAAGAAGAAGCUAAAUUUGGUGCCAGACGUUUAGCCCGUAGUCUCCAGAAACUAGGAUUUCAGGUAAUAUUUACAGAUUUUAAGGUUGUUAACGUUUUGGCAGUGUGUAACAUGCCAUUUGAAAUCCGUUUGCCAGAAUUCACAAAGAACAAUAGACCUCAUGCCAGUUAUGAACCUGAACUUCAUCCUGCUGUGUGCUAUCGGAUAAAAUCGCUAAGAGCUACAUUACAGAUUUUUUCAACAGGAAGUAUCACAGUAACAGGACCCAACGUAAAGGCUGUUGCUACCGCUGUGGAACAGAUUUACCCGUUCGUGUUUGAAAGCAGGAAAGAGAUUUUAUAAUUCACCACUUACUUGGUUAGAAUCCUUAACUGAGCACCUUUUAAAACCUGCUGCACAUUGGACUCACAAGGAAAACCGGACCAACAGUAACUGAGGAAAUAGACUCUUUUAUUCUUUCACAGCUACAGUGUAAGCUCAAGGCCCUUUGGAUUUUAUUUCAAACCUUGCUGUAAUAUAAAAAGGAAGUUUACAAGACAUGACAUUGCUGCUUUUACAAAAGGACAUUUCUAUUUAUUUUCGCAGUAAUUUUCAUGUCCCCACGAGCAGAGCUGUCUCCGUGUGCACUAGCGCAGAUUGUUUUGUUGUUGUCAUUAUUUUUUUUCCAGUUUGAGCUAAUGUGUUUUAUUUGUGAAUAGUCUUUUACAUUUUUGUAUGCUGAAUAUGGGCACCAAAGAACCUGUAAAAGUUAUCUUUUUCAAUUGAAUGUGCACAAAUAAAAGUUUGGAAAAGAUCUCUCUUCAUAUCCAUUCUAUAACUUUUAUUCCCCAUUUUUCUAUUUUAACAAAAAUUGUAUUCAUAAUUCUUUUUUUUAAUCUAUGCAAGCUUAGACUUUUGCUAAAGUGUGUCAGCUUCGUUUUGAAGUGUAUUUUGUAAAUAUACAUAAGCCACAUGUGUAUAGUAUCUUUUAAUGCUCUGUUACCAAAUAUCAAGUAGGAAUUUUUUUUUUCUUGAAGAUUAGAAAUGAAAACAUGUAUAUAAAUUGUAGGGAAGCAGAGUAGAACUUUAUAGAUUAAGCAUAAUGUUUUAUGUUGCUAAUUUAACAUGGUAGAAAAUGUUAACCAUCUUUUAAAAGUUGCAGAGUUGUAGUUUUAAAAGAAGAAACCUCUUAUUACCUUCAAGAUAAAUACGAGAAAAGCUGUGAUGGGUUGUACCUCAUAUGUACCUUUGUUAUUCUGGAAAGACUCAACUUUGGUUAUAGGAAAAGAAUAAUCUGAGGUUGAUACUCAAGGCUGUAUAUUAAGAGUCUUGUCAGAAGUUGAACCAUUGUGCUGUUUUAACAAGAAGUGCCCCAGUGUGACUUUAUUAAUACUACAGUUCAACUUGAACUUGAAAGCCAUUUUGCAAGAUAAGUCUUUCCCCUUGCUGUGUCUUAUUGAAUGAAGCUAAAGAGUGACUAUUCCAUACAUGGGAUUGCGCCUUUAUAGUUAACAGUAAAUACGCAUUUGUGAACCAGUGACUCUGGCUCACCCAUGAGCCCAGGAAUGGUAAUACAGUAUCAAGCUGCAGUGGUGCUCGACCAAUUGAGUAUUAGCUAACAGUGAUUUUACAUAGAAGUAAAACUAAGCGGAGAGUCGUAUCAGCUUCUCAAUUAACAUUAAUAGAGAUAAUAAUACAACACAGUCUUCCACUGAAACCUUGAUUUUCCAAAAUGUUUUGGAACCUUUGUGAAAAAUUGGAACACCUUAACCUCUAUAUUCUAGUACAUUUUCCCUACUAUGUUCUAAAAUCUUGAAAACCGUACUGAACAAUACAUAUUAUUUUAUGUUUAUCUUUGUCUUCUUCUUGAUACCUUCCCCUGCCCUUCCUCUCACUCUUCCUAAGUUGGAGGCAAGGGCUAACUUUUAUAUUUUCUCUCUUGGGAGAGACUUAAUUGUGAUUUUCAGACUUCUUUCUCCCUUUUUACAUUUGUGUUUACUUGCUUCGUUUUAAGAUCCAGUGGGGUAGGUAGCCUCAUAAAAUAUAUACAGAAUAAAAUUCAAUGAAAAUCAUAGGUUCUGGGCAGACUGUUUGAAAAAUUUGAGUUUUCACUUAAACUUAACAGUAAUUAAGUGACCUCCUGUUCUGCAGUGUUCACAGAAAAAGAAAUAGAGAAGGAGGGAGGGGGGGAACAUGAUGAUGUAGCCAAGAUGCAGAUCCAAAUGUUGUAAGAUUUUUCAGUAUUGGAGUGACUUGAAAACUAGGUAGCUCAGUAGCUCAUCAAAACGCUUUCUCAGAAAAGAGGAAGGAGGACAAUCUGGGUCUGGUUUCAGGGCUGCUGCUCGUGUGUCGCCUGGCAAAGUGUCAUGGGUGUGACCCACUAUGCGUAAAGCUGGUAGGAAAUGAGUGCGUCUGAUGUCUUCUGGCUUCUCACAAGUGCUGUACAUUUUUUUAUAAAUAAAAACUGUAAAUAUAUACAUAAAAAUUAUAAGUAUUCCCCCUUUUUAUUUUUGAAAGUGAAAAUGCUGUAGUUGGGGUUGUAUUGGAUAAAAAUCAGUUUGUAAAUAGAAUUGUUUCAUUAUAGAUUCUGAAUAAUAAAAGAAAAAUAGAAUGUUUAAGAUA
This is a messenger RNA of Dama dama (fallow deer), 3251 nucleotides long. It is a transcript of the gene TBPL1, whose product is annotated as TATA-box binding protein like 1. Lineage: Eukaryota; Metazoa; Chordata; Mammalia; Artiodactyla; Cervidae. The transcript is spliced from 8 exons. Gene Ontology annotation, biological process: DNA-templated transcription initiation. Bases 432 to 992 code for a protein of 186 amino acids. Gene Ontology annotation, molecular function: general transcription initiation factor activity; DNA binding. The record is from RefSeq and is a predicted model, not a curated record.